This is a messenger RNA of Tauraco erythrolophus (red-crested turaco), 1347 nucleotides long. Lineage: Eukaryota; Metazoa; Chordata; Aves; Musophagiformes; Musophagidae. The record is from RefSeq and is a predicted model, not a curated record.
AUGGUAAAGCAGGAAAGCAGCCUACUGUGCCCGCAUCCCUGGCUUUGCAGCCAAAAGCCGGUUAUCGAGCCUUUGCAGGUCCAGGUGAAUGCUGACUGUGUGGAACAUCACGGCAGGCUUGCAAAUGGAAAUGCCUGCAGUUCUGAAGAUGCAGCUGGUUACAAGAGCAAUAGCCCAGAAGAAAGAACAAAUUUGCACUAUUCUCCAUCUAUCAUUUAUCUGAAGACUGAACAAGAGAGAUUUCAGCACCCUUGGCCUCAAUUCAGCAGAUACUAUCUUUUGGAGCAAGAGCUUGGGAAGAAAUACUCCUACGAAGGGGUUGUACUGCUUGCCAAUGAGUACUACAGCCACUGUCAAGAUAUUUUACGUAUGGUGAGAAUGAGUGAGCUUGACAAGGUGGAAGGCUGUAUCAAGUCAUUCUGGAGGUCUCUGCAGCCUGAAAAAAUAACACUAAUGUCCUUGCCAGAUGCAUGCCAGCUGUUCAACAGCUAUGACAGGCAGCUAUUCAAGGAAAUAGAGAGCAUCCUAUUUCACGAUUUCCUGGAGGAUAUGCCUGUGCACUACAUGAAUUCAAUCACUUUUUUCGCUAAAAAUCUUGAAAUUUGUCUGCUUACUGCUUUGAAAGGCUUUCCAGUACCACUCCAAACAUCCAAAUCUAAAGAAGUUAAAGUUUUUACAAAAAGACUCAAGAGAAAGACAGACCUUUCUAGCAUCAUCAAGACAAUGAGAACAGUCUUGAACAGCAACAGCAAAGUCACUGUUCUGCAAUCAAACUUGCGUGCUGUCAUCAAUCAGGGAUUUCUGGAUGUGCCUGGAAACCUCUUUCAAGUGGAGUCUAGGAAACCAAGGGAGCUGCAGAAUGGCCUAGAACUCAAAUGUUUGAACGACUUAGUGUCUUUGCUGGCACCUUCCACAGAUAUUCGGUUUCUCCUGAACUGUGUGUCUUCAAAUAUUCAGACUUUCAUCAUUCAGCCAAGCAGGAGUAAAGAGGAGUUUAGAAAAUGGGCAUUGGAUUUCCAGUUGAGAUGGAAUUUCCUACUGAAUGCAGUAGGCAAGGUUAUAACACUCAACUAUGCAGACAGUUUUGGAUCCUGGCAUUUGUUUAAUUUGCUACUUAUGGACUUUGUGGCUCACAUUUUCCUGUCCCAUAUGGAGGAGGAGGGAGAUGAAAGUUUCUGGGUCCCAAAGCAAAACGAGUCCCCUGUUCUGUGGGUUUAUGAGCCCAGCCAUCUCUGGGGCUAUUCUGCAGAGGGGCAACCUCACAUCAACGCUCCACAGACAGCUGUCAUGACUUUGACACAGAGCCAGAAUAAUUUAGGAUUAAAUGAAAUUUUCCCAGAGUUCUGA